UUACCGAUAGCAAAUAGCUUUUUCCCUCAGCAAGCAGCACACAUCCAGUCAGAUACUCAUCACCGCGGGUAUUCUGGGGGUUUGAUCUGUCUAAAAUGCGCGUGACCAUCACCUCAUUACAGCCUCAGCAUUAAUCAAUAGACUCCAUCAACAUUUAAAAACGCUUUCAAUACUGAAACGUGUUUAUUUUGAAAUGCCUUUUCGCCAGGGCGUAAAAAUGGGAGUUGGCUUAUCACGUUCUCACGUUUGCGCUUCAACUCGCCCGUCCAUGUCAAGUUUGGGCAGGUAGAUGGGACACGCCCAGCCAGGUGAGUCAACCCGGAAGUAGCUACAAGGGCUAGCGAAAAUUACAAUAAUGCGCUUUUAAGCAACAUGAGAGCUGAGAAGUCUUGAUAACGCGUGGAAUAUUUAUUUGAUUGCUUCUUCGGAUGGUGGAUUAAACAAAAUGAUGUGGUUACUUUUUGGACUGCUCCUGGCUCUGACUGCAGAUACUCCAGAGGGAAAACCAUUAACUGUGACCACUAACGAUUACACCAAAGUGAUCAUAAGCAGACCAGCAGAGGGUCCUAACUGUUCUGUGUGUGUGGGUGAAGACUCCUCACAGGCUUGUGGUGCAAAACAAGUCAUCGCUGUAUCUCAGAGCACUCAGGUGAACUUCACCUGCAGCAGACCUCAGGACAUCUUCACUAUUGAGAUUAAUAGGGAAUUUGAUUGCUCGAGGACGUGCAGCUAUGAUUCCAUACAAGCAGACUGGUCCACCUUCCAAGAUUUCAACAGAACCUUUACAUGGGAUGUGAAAGUCGCAUCUUCCAAGUCAUUUCAGCUAGAGUUUCCAGCUCCGGGAAUGAGACAGAUCCAGUCAUCAGAACAAUGUCCUGGCAAACACGUUUACUCCCUCUUAAUGUAUUUACGGUCAGGGCCUGUGAACCUCGGCAAAUUCUGUCAAAAUGGUACAAUCACUCGCAUCCAGAUUGUUUGGAAAGGGCGCAUAACUCUGGACAUUCCCAGAGAAACAACCCUGAGCUCAUUUGCCAUCAAAUACUCGGAGGCUGUUGGUUCAGCGUUGGCUAUAGAUGCCGUCUUUCCUCGUGGCCAAUCGGACACAGACUUCCUCAGUGCCAGUGGCCUCCCUGCUGAUUACACAAUGACGUGGAACUUUGUGUUACCCCCCAAGCAUAACUUCACAGUUGAUUUUGUGAAAUACAACAUACCAGCAUGCCAAAGCAAAACAGUGAAAGUGAUCUACAAGCAGGCCAACAUGGCUGCAGUUGAAAAAACACUGUCUGAUAACCAGCCUACUAAUUAUCUAGGAAACUUCAACUUGUCUCUGAGUAACUGUGAUGUCAAGAGUGCUGGAGGUCCUGAUGGGCUCUUUCUCCACUUUAGGGUGUCUGUGUUCAGGGGUGGAUUUCCAGAUUUGUGCAUGGUGAAUCUUCAGAGUGAUAAAGGGCUGAGUCUUCAAAUAGUGAAGAAGAAUCAGGACUCUUUCUGUGAGUUUGGUGUUAAUGCAGUGGUGCAGGAGAAGAUUGAGGUGCCAGCAAACUCCAAAGCCAGCCUGUCCUUCCUGGACUGCCCUAAGGACAGUCUUAUUCUCACAGCCACUAAGACCAUUGAGUGCAGGAGUUUGUCCUCGUGUCCAGAAGCUGGGACUCUUCUCACCAUGCCUGUGUUGGAUUCGUGCCUGCCUCCGUCCCUCAGCCAGGUCACCUGGGUUCUGAAUGUUCCAGAGCAGGGCAGCGUGGAGCUGAGCUCACCUCAGGGCAGCUUGCAUCAGUCAGUACCUGGGGUGCAGGAGUGUGACGGCCUGCAGUCUGUGCUGGUCUCUGCGGCCAAUGGCGUCAACGUUGGCCGUUUUUGCUCUGCUAGCAAAGGCAUCAUUCAGAAAGUUCAGAUCUCCUCAAACAUCACAGUUACUGCCACUGCAGAUGAGGAUAAGGACCUAAGACUAGAAAAAGCACCGAUCCUCAAUGUGUCCUUCAGUUCAGAGAUCACAGAUACCUUGAUCUACACCGUCUCGCCACUUAUCUCAACCCCCGCACUCCUCAUGACACCCAACUGGCCCGAGCCAAUGAAGCCGGACUCCACUUUGUCAUGGAUUGUAAAUGUUCCAGAGGAGUACAGUGCUCAGUUGAGCUUCAGCAAUGUCAGCUUGCCAGUGUGUAGUUCCAGUCACGCUGAAAUUAAAAUUCAGGAACGAGGCUCGAAUGUAGAGAUGGGCUUCAGGGAGGACCAGCUGUUGGUUAAUGAACACAACAUUUUGAGGAGCUUCAACCUCAACAUGUCCAACUGUGAACCUGAGCAAGGCAAAUUUGCUAUUCUCAGCAAGAUCUCCUUGCAGAAGCAGUCUGGAAAAGUGCUAAGCAUCAUUUUGGGUGUGGUUGGAGCACUGCUGGCUCUCGUAAUCAUCCUUCUUAUUGUAGUUUGUGUGCUAGUAAGAAAAAAGAAGCAGAAGAUGACCAACAGGUCCUCCAUCUACAUUCCCAAAGGAGUUGCUUCUCUUCCUGGUGACGUCACUUUCCCAAAAACACGAGCUGACAACGAGUCCCAUGUGUACACCUCCAUUGAUGAGACCAUGGUGUACGGGCAUCUUCUGCAGCAGGACGGCGGCCCCGGACACUUCAACGGCCAUCAAGUGGAUAGCUAUCACCCCUUCACCAGCCCCAUGGACAAGACCAGUAAGGAUUCUGGAUAUGAUCAGAAUGUGGAGCGAGGACCUGACAGGGACAUGUACCGGCCUUUCUUGGCUCCAUCAGAAACCUUUAUCCCUUCCAGGCCUCGCACUCCACUGGGGCAUGUGGACUCACUGGAGUAUGAGGACCGCAGGAUGGUGGAUAACAUACUGUAUACGUUCAAAACCCCAGGUGAUGCGAAUCCAAUCCGUCUCUCUGCUGCAGAACCAGUGCUUCUGCCCGAGCCCGAGCCCGAGCCUGAGCCCGACUCCUCACUUGAACCUGAGCAGUUUGAUCAAGAAUAUGAUGAGGCCCUGUAGUACAGGGAAAAUGAACCAUGAGACUCAAGGGCUGAAAUAUUGGACUAGGAUCAGACAGUACAUUUGAUUUCUGAUGGGAAACUAUGAAAGAACCUGCUGCUCCUGAAGGUUAGAAAAGCAAGCAGCUUUUCACCUGCAUGACCUCCAACAGGCUGUCAAGAUGUGUGUGUGUGUGUGUACACCUACACACAGACACACACAGUUCUCUGUGCUUGUUUUAUGGACAUUUUAAAGAGAAACUAUGCAGAAUUUUCUGCUUCUGUAAAACCUGUUUUUAUUUGUGUAGUUUUUUUUUCCAAAUUAAAUCUGAGUAAAACUCUUUUUAAGUAAAAAUCUGCUUGUUCAUAAAUUCUCUUCUGUGCAAAUGAAAUGAGAUGUGUCAGGAUUUAGUUUUAUGUUUUGGGAAAUGUUUUAUUUGUUUGUUGUUUGUUUCUGAUUCAGACUUCAUCUCUAGUCAUGCUGAUUUAUUUUGUAAUGUUUCAUUGCUUUUCAUAUUUUUAAAUAAAUUUUAAGUCUUAAAGUAGACGCGUGAAACAGCACAUUUCCACUUUGUUUCCUUCUAUUAGACUUGAACUGCGUCAGUGUAAUAAACAUUUAAAGCCGCAUUUGUGUUCCAGAGAAGAUGAAAAAAACAGUCAUGAGCCUUUUUUCAGAACCUUGUUU
This is a messenger RNA of Hemibagrus wyckioides, 3652 nucleotides long. RefSeq names its product CUB domain containing protein 1b (gene cdcp1b). The record is from RefSeq and is a predicted model, not a curated record. Bases 446 to 2989 code for a protein of 847 amino acids. NCBI's taxonomy places the organism in Eukaryota, Metazoa, Chordata, Actinopteri, Siluriformes, Bagridae. The transcript is spliced from 9 exons.